AUGUCAAUUGACCUUGCUGCAAGUAAAAGGGAGAAAAUCCAUGUCGCACCGGAGGUUGCGGAAAUCCUUGCCAUUCGUUGGAGCCUUCAGUUAGCAAAGGAAUUGAAGCUGAAUUGCCUUAUCAUCCAGUCAGACGCCCUCACUGCUGUUGACUGCAUCAAUGGUAUCGUAGAAGACGCGGUUUUGGAGCCUAUUGCAGCGGAUUGUCGUUUCUUUCUCAGUAGCUUUUCUUGCGCUUCUGUUAUGUUCAUUAGAAGGACUGAUAAUGUAGAUGCUCAUAAUCAAUUUAAUAAAUAUAUUGUCGAUCAUGUUGUAAAGAGAAAACAAUACCAAAUCCCAAACGUCAAGAAAUGGCUUGGCGAUGUGAAACAUGCUAUGUAUGAGGCUGACCAACUCCUGGAUGAGAUUGCCACUGCUGCACCGUUGAAGAAGAUGAGACUCGAAUCUCAACCUUCUACUAGCAACAACUUUUUCAGCUAUGUUUCAGCUUUUAUUAAUCCGUUUGAAUCGCGGAUCAAAGAAAUGAUAAAGAGUCUAAAACAUCUUGCAGAGCAAAAAGAUGUGUUGGAAUUGAAAAAUGGAACGUGUGCUCGUAAUGAAGUUGGUGUCAGUUUGAAACUUGUAGAAAGAUUGCCAACUUCAUGUUUGCUGGGUGGAUCAGACAUAUAUGGUAGAGAUAAUGACAAAGAUGAAAUGAUCAAAAUUUUACUUUCAAAUAAUGGCGGAGGCAACCGUACACCUGUAUCCAGCAUUGUGGGUCUCGGUGGGAUGGGCAAGACCACCUUUGCUAAGCUUGUGUACAAUGAAAGUAGGAUUGAGGAACAUUUUGAACUUAAAGCAUGGGUUUAUGUUUCAGAAUCUUUUGAUGUUGUUGGACUCACCAAAGCAAUUCUACAGUCAUUUCAUUCUUCUGCAGACGAUGAAUUCAAAGCAAUUAUCAAGUCAUUUAAUUCUUCACUAGACGAUGAACAUAUUUUCAAUUUACUCCAACAAAGACUGCAACAUGUAUUAACAGGAAAAAAAUACUUGCUUGUUUUGGACGAUAUCUGGAACAAAAAUGCGGAAUGUUGGGAGCAGUUACUUCUUCCAUUUAAUCAUGGAUCUUCUGGAAGUAAGAUUAUUGUGACAACACGUGACAAGGAGGUAGCAAAUGUCCUGAAUUCCACCAAUAUAUUUGAUUUACAUCAACUGCAAAGAAGAGAUUGUUGGAGUUUAUUUGUGGCACAUGCGUUUCUUGGCAAGAAUGCAUGUGAAUAUCCAAAUCUUGAAUCUAUUGGAGCGAAAAUAGUGGACAAGUGCGGAGGGUUGCCUUUAGCUGUGAAAACAUUGGGCCAACUUUUGCGGAAAAAUUUCUCUCAACAUGAAUGGAUGAAGAUAUUGGAGACUGAUAUGUGGCGUUUAUCAGAUAGGGAAAACAACAUUAACCCAGUUCUAAGAUUGAGUUACCAUAAACUCCCGUCCAAUCAAAAGCGUUGUUUUGCGUAUUGCUCUAUAUUUCCUAAAGGUUAUUCCUUUGACAAAGGUGAAUUAAUCAGGUGUUGGAUGGCAGAAGGUUUGUUGAAGUGUUACGGAACAGAAAAAAGCGAAGAAGAAGUGGGGAAUGAAAUUUUUUGUGAUCUAGAGUCAAUUUCAUUUUUCCAAAAACCGCUAUUUCAUUAUAACACCUUUGUCAUGCAUAGUCUUGUGAAAGAAUUAGCAAAUUCAAUUUCAGGAGAGUUUUGUAUGCAAAUAGAAGGUGCUAGGGUGGAAGGUAUCCUUGAAAGGACACGUCACAUUCGGUGCUCUCCUCAAUUAAACUGUGUUGAUAAAUUACUAGAGUCAGUUUGUAAACUUAAGGGACUACGUAGUCUAACACUGAAAGGAAAUGGAGCUAUAUCGAUAAACAACAAUGUGCAACAUGAUCUGUUUUCAAAACUAAAGUGUUUGCGGAUGUUAUCAUUUAGAUAUUGUGUCAUCUCGGAACUAGUUGAUACGGUAAGCAAUUUAAAGCUUUUGCGUUAUCUAGACCUUUCUUACACUAAGAUUACUAGCUUGCCUGAUACCAUUUGUAUGUUGUAUAAUUUGCAAACACUCUUGUUGCGUGACUGUUAUGAAUUGACCGAGCUCCCUUCAAAUUUUUCAAAACUGAUCAAUUUACGUCAUCUGGAACUUCCCUAUUAUAUAAAGAAGUUGCCGAAGCAUAUAGGAAGUCUAAGAAAUCUCCAGGCCUUGCCUUAUUUUAUAGUGGAAGAGAAGAAUGGAUCUGAUCUUAAAGCGUUGGAGAAACUAAACCAUCUUCAUGGAACAAUUCAUAUUAAAGGAUUGGGUAAUGUCAUUGAUCUUUCAGAUGCUGCAACAAGCCUUAUGAAAGAUAAGAAGUAUUUAGAAGAAAUACAUAUGACAUUCGAUGACGGAAGAGAAGAUAUGGAUGGUUUAAUAGUUGAAGGCAAUGUGUCUGUCUUGGAGGCUCUUCAACCAAAUAGCAACUUGAGUAGGCUCAUCAUUGAGAACUACAAUGGCAUUAUGUUUCCAAAUUGGAUAAGAGGUUGCCAUUUACCCAACUUAGUAUCUCUUAAACUGAAGUACUGUGGUUUAUGUUCUCAUUUCCCGCCACUCGGGCAGCUCCCCUCUCUCAAAGAGCUUUCUAUUUCAAACUGUCAUGGAAUAAAGAUUAUCGGCAAAGAGUUCUACGGCAAUAACUCAACAAACGCUCCGUUCAAGUCCCUUGAAGUUUUGAGAUUUGAGACAAUGAACAGCUGGGAGGAAUGGCAUUGUCUUGAAGGGUUUCCUUCGCUUAAAGAGCUUUCUAUAAGAGAUUGUCCGAAAUUGAAAAGAGCGCUUCCUCAACACCUUCCUUCUUUGCAAAUACUAAAGAUUUAUAAUUGCAAAGCGUUGGAUGCAACAAUUCUGAAAAUUGAUAAUAUCAUAGAGUUAGAUCUACAAAGAUUUGAUCGGAUUUUGGUAAAUGAAUUGUCGUCUAGCUUGAAAAAGGUGGUCCUUAGUAGAAAUCGCUACACUAUGUUUUCCCAAGCGCAAAACUUAUUCAACAGUCUCAUUCUGGAAGAGUUGCAUUUGGAUUUUAGUGGCUUUGUAAAAUGUCCUUCUUUGAAUUUGCAUUGCUAUAAUUCUCUUUGUAAACUUUCAAUGGUAGGAUGGCGGUCUUCCUCCUUGCCUUUUCCACUGCACUUGUUCAUCAAUCUUGAUUCUCUCUGUUUGUCUGAUUGUCUAGAGCUGAAAUCUCUUCCUAUAGAAGGUUUGCCUCCCAACUUGACAUACCUUGAAAUACGCAAUUGCCCGCAGUUGGAAUCCUUUCCUAUUGGAGGUAUGUCUUCCAAAUUGAGACACCUUCAAUUACACAAUUGCCCAAGACUACUUGCUUUGAGAGAGGAGUGGUGUUUGCUUCAACUCAAUUCCCAAGGUUGAUAAAUAAAUUGUCCUUCAUGGAAAUCGGUUUAUUGAGAUCUCCCAAGCGCAAAACUCAAUCAACAAUAUCAUGUUUGAGUUCUCUGAAACAUGAGACUUUGGAAAAGAAGCACAAUCGUCGUCCGCAUCAACCAA
This is a messenger RNA of Vicia villosa (hairy vetch), 3537 nucleotides long. Its product is annotated as putative disease resistance RPP13-like protein 1. The record is from RefSeq and is a predicted model, not a curated record. Gene Ontology annotation, biological process: defense response to other organism. The transcript is spliced from 4 exons. Bases 1 to 3402 code for a protein of 1133 amino acids. Gene Ontology annotation, molecular function: protein binding; ADP binding; nucleic acid binding. Lineage: Eukaryota; Viridiplantae; Streptophyta; Magnoliopsida; Fabales; Fabaceae.